AUGACACAAAGGAGAGAAAACGGGGAAACAAACAACAGGAACAUGUCCGGAAAGCAAAGCGCCUCAAAGGAGAAGCACAGUUGUGAGGAAAUGAGGAAGUUGGCUUGCCUGACUCAGCUGGAAAAGUAUAAUGCGGCAGAUCCUCGACAGGAUCAGAACAUGAAGGUUUGCCUUCCUGGAUACGAGGACCUCCCUUUCUGUGAAGGUGCCAAGAAGUAUCAAGAAGAAUAUUAUCCAGAGGCAGAAAACGGGCUCAUUCAUUUCCUGCUGGGUACGUCCUCCAAGGAGGAAUCGGCACAUACUCCCAGUUUCAUUGCCAACGAUUAUGAUUUCAACACCACGUUCUACAAAGCAAUAGGGAUCGCGGGUAAAUGGACAAAAAAGCAAGAGACAAGCUGGAAACGAAAGGGAUUUACUAUCGUACACGGUGACCAUGAUGCAUGCGGGAUCAUCUUCGAUGGCGAAAGAGUUCUUGUUCUCUUUUUUGAGGUGAAGAGUAGAACGCGAACAAAUGAGGAGAGCUCCCUGCAGGAUCUCCUGGGAAAGGCCGAAUAUCAGCUCCAAAAAAGCAAACAGAUUUUUCAACAAAUCGUAGGAGCAACAGCAUAUGAGCAUACUUAUCUCUGCUGCUUUGUCGCUCUCCCAUACAUGUCUCGGAGGGAAGUAGCUUCUUCCUUGAGGUGUGAUUGCGAUGCGAACAUUCUCACAGCGGACGACCUGGCAUCGCGUCGUGCCAAGGAAUUCCUCGAGGAAAGAGGGAUCAAUCUCACCAGGCGGGAGACAACAGACGAAAAAGCCAAGGAAUGCUAUUUGGAUGUGGUGAGGACGUACGUGGCCGCCUCGGCAUCUGUGGAUGGAAUACCUAGAACGAUGCAAGAUCUCCACGAGAAUAUCGAAGAAAGAAUGAAAAUAGCCUGA
Messenger RNA from Darwinula stevensoni, 918 nucleotides. NCBI's taxonomy places the organism in Eukaryota, Metazoa, Arthropoda, Ostracoda, Podocopida, Darwinulidae. The record is from the annotation of a GenBank genome assembly.